GAUGAUUGUACUCUCGUCGACCAUUACUCUUGGCCUCUACUGUUGAGUCUGCAAAUCAUCUUACAAGGUCAAGAACUACUUUCGAACUCCUGCCAGUCGCCUGCCCGCUCUCCAUCCAUCUGAAUACUCCCAUCUUUCCAUCUCUUAUCUCCGAGAGAAACCAUGGAGUUCGCGAGUCCUCUUUCACUACUUGUCAAAUGUUUAUGGGGUUUGGCCAGGAAACCGUUGGGCUCCAUUUAUAGUCGGAAAGAUAAUGUCGACCUGUUGCGAAAAGAAACUGAAGACCUGAAGGCCAAGAGCGAAGAUGUGAAAGCAAGGGUGGAACGUGAAGAACGAGGAGGAGGUGUGCAGCGCACGAAACAAGUAGAGAAAUGGUUAGACGAGGUGCAAGAAUUUGUAGGCGGAGUAGAUCAACUUCUUGGGGAAGUCAGGGAACGUGACCAAAUCAAAUGUCUCGGUCGUUGUCUUUCACGGAACUGCAGAUCGAGUUAUCGAUUGGGGAAAAGAGUCGAACAAAUGCUCAAUGAAGCGAGGGAGCUCCAAACAAAGGAAGGGAAAUUCGGCAUUCUGACGUCGCCGUUGCCUCCUCCUCCAGUACUCGAGAUGCCUAUGGAUGAGACUGUGGGGCUCGACAUUUUCCUUAAUAAAGUGUGGAAAUGGCUCCUGGACGAAAAACAAGUACGAGUGAUUGGCUUAUACGGAACAGGCGGUGUGGGAAAGACCACCCUUAUGAAAAGGAUCAACGAGAAGCUUGCUCGUGCAAAUCAUGGAUUCGAGAUUGUUAUUUGGGUGGUGGUGUCCAGGCAAGUGAACGAAGAUAGCAUUCGAGAUGCCCUAAGGAAAAGGCUGCACUUUCAAGAUGAGAGCUGGAACCGAUGGUCCCCGGAUGAGAGAGUCCAUCAUCUGUGCCAUGUUUUGACCCAAAAGAAGUUUGUGCUGUUCGUUGAUGAUGUAUGGCAGAGGCUGGACCUUUCGAAUAUCGGAGUUCCUCUUCCUAGUGUCAAGAACGGAUCCAAAGUAGUGUUCACAACUCGGUUGAAGCAUGUAUGCGACCAAAUGGGAGCCAACAAAACCUUGGAAGUUGAGUGCUUGAUGCCCGAAGAAGCUCUAAAAUUAUUUGAAAAGAACGUCGGCAAAUCGCUUGUAGAUUGUCAUCAAGAAAUUCGAGACCUUGCAAAUGACAUUGCCGAAGAGUGCAAAGGGUUGCCACUAGCGCUUAUUACUGUCGGGCAAGCCAUGGCCAGAAAAGAAAAUUCCCGUGAGUGGAGGCACGCGCUAACAACGCUGAGGAACAAUCCGCACAAGCUGUCAGGUAUGGUGGAGGAAGUGUACCAUAUACUAGAGUUCAGUUAUAAUAGCUUAAAUGAUACCACCCUUCAGCUUUGCUUCCUUUACUGUUGUCUCUUCCCUGAGCAUUACCCCAUAAGACCAGACGAGCUUAUUGAACUCUGGAUCGGAGAGGGCUUGCUAGGAGACACCGAUGAUGUAUACAGCUUGCGAGAUAAGGGAGAGUAUGUCUUGGGGAGUUUAAACACGGCUUGUCUAUUGGAAAAUGGGCAUGGUUUUAGUGAGGGACAAUAUGUGAAGAUGCAUGAUGUCAUCCGCGACAUGGCGACCUGGAUCGCUCGUGACCGCGGGCAAAAAGAGAACAAGUUGCUAGUGAUAGAGAAUGAAGAGGACAUGUCCGUGGAGAUGAUCUCCAAACGGGGGGAAGCGGAGAAAGUAUCUCUAUGGGGAAAACGGAUUCGGAAUAUUGACCGAACACUACCCAGAUGUUCCCAGCUGGAAACUUUGUUUGUGAGGGAGACUAAUGUGUGGCUCGUGCCAAGAGGAUUUUUCAACUCGAUGAUGGCUUGUUUGACAUUCCUUAACCUGUCCGGGAAUAGAAAUAUGCAGUCAUUCCCCGAAGGGAUUUGCAAUCUGAUUAAUCUACGGUACUUGAAUAUGUCAGCCACCGGUAUCAGUAAGUUGCCCAGGGAAAUCAAGAACUUGACACAUUUACGGUGGUUGCUACUGGACGAAAUAUUCAAGGACAACCUAGUUCCGACCGGGGCAAUCACAAGCUUACCAUUGAAUGUGUUCAGCAAGUGGACUGGGACGGGAUCGGGCCAAGUGAAGGAAGAUGAGAUGGUAGAGGAACUAGGGCAUAUGCAUCAUCUCGCCGACCUAUCUUUGGCUGUGUGCAAGUCUUCCUCUGCCUUGAACAUAUUCCAAUCCCACAAUAUACAGAGAUGCAUAAGGAGAGCGCGGAUCAUUGAUAGCAAGGACUUGACCCGCAUCCAAAUAAGUCACUCACCAACAGGCAGCGGCACUUUCUCGCAUUUAGAGGAGCUUUAUCUACAGAGAUGCUACGGGCUGAGGGAGAUGGAGAUUACACAAGGACCAGGACGAGCGCCCAACCGCUCUUGCUUCCCCAGCCUCUUUGAAGUUGAAAUCUCCAGAUGCGGGCUUUCGAACUUGUCCUGGCUCGUGCACGCUCCGAAACUAAGGAAAUUGACUGUCCAGGGGUGCAGUUCCAUGGAGAAUAUCAUCGGGCAUGGAUUUGCAUCAGAGGAAUUAGCGGCUUCAGGACUAUUCUCCCGUCUCGAACUUCUAUCCCUCUCGGAUCUUCCAAAUCUGACGAGCAUUUGCGACCAGGCUCUAUCUUUCCCUAAGGGGGUAAGCUUCCGCAUAGCCAAGUGCCAUGGCCUCAGAAAGUUGCCGCUCGACUCGAACAGCGCGAGGGAGACGAGCUUCUCGGUCUCUGGGGAAGCACACUGGUGGGCAAAGUUUGAGUGGGACGACCCCUGCACCAAGGUCACUUUGCUGGAGAAGGAAAAGGCGUUUGGAGACGCGAUCCGUGAAAUGAAAGAGAAGGCCAUGUGGGUGGCCACGAUGCAAUUCCGACCUUAGUGGGCCGAAUGAGUGAGAGGAUGAUCAGUGGAAUUAUGAUGUUUAAAAAAUGCAGAGUAAUUUAUCUAUGUUUUCAUAGUUGAUGUUAUUUUCUGCUGUUACUCCUAAAUGUCUGCAAAUAGCUUCUAUUCUAUUUGUACUUCUCU
Rhodamnia argentea is the source of this 3038-nucleotide messenger RNA. RefSeq names its product disease resistance protein RPS5-like. The coding region runs from base 163 to 2892 and encodes 909 amino acids. Gene Ontology annotation, molecular function: ADP binding. The record is from RefSeq and is a predicted model, not a curated record. NCBI's taxonomy places the organism in Eukaryota, Viridiplantae, Streptophyta, Magnoliopsida, Myrtales, Myrtaceae. The transcript has a single exon.